CAUGUUACCAAGGUUUCAACAUACGGAAAUCUAGAAGAAAUACCAUGGUAUCCCUACGUGAUGUCUACCAUGUUGUGGCAGCCACUAUACCUUUGUAUGUUGUCAUGAUCUUAGCCUAUAUCUCGGUAAGGUGGGGGAAACUCUUUUCACCAGAGCAAUGCUCUGGCAUCAACAAGUUUGUGGCGAAAUUUUCAAUACCUUUAUUGUCCUUCCAAGUGAUAUCAGGAAGUAACCUCUACAAAGUAAACCUGAAGCUUCUACUAGCAGAUGUCAUUCAAAAAUUUCUUGCUGUCUUUCUACUGGCAGUUUUUGCCAAAAUGAAGCCCAAAGGAAGCCUGACUUGGAUCAUAACAGGUCUUUCAGUUUCCACCCUUCCAAACACCUUAAUCUUGGGGAUCCCACUAAUUAAGGCCAUUUUUGGUGGUGCGGCAGCAGAACUACUAGCGCAGCUAAUUGCAUUACAGAGUUUAGUUUGGUACAACCUCCUCCUACUCCUGUUCGAGCUCAAUGCAACAAAAGAAUCUUAUGUGACAUCACCAUCAGCAGUAGCAGUUGAGCUUGAGGUCCCUGGAGAACCAGAACUAGAAGAGGACGGUGAGGAGGAAGCAAAAGACAGAUCCCCAAGGAAGAAAACGAUUAUGCUAAUUCUUCUAACAGUUGGAAGGAAGCUCAUAAUAAAUCCUAAUACACAUGCAACUCUGGCCGGUAUUAUUUGGUCAAGCAUACACUUCAGGUGGGGAGUCAAUCUGCCAAAAAUUGUUGAACAAUCAAUAUCAAUACUCUCAGAUGGAGGACUAGGAAUGGCAAUGUUUAGCAUAGGUGUUUUCAUGGCGUCCCAAGCUAGUAUUAUAGCAUGCGGAACCAAAAAGGCGAUAUUAGCAAUGGCACUGAAGUUUGUUCUUGGACCUGUUCUCAUGGCAAUCUCAUCUAUUGCUGUUGGACUAAGGGGAAAAUUGUUUAGAUUGGCAAUAGUGCAGGCAGCCCUUCCCCAAGGAAUCGUUCCUUUUGUGUUUGCCAAGGAGUAUAACAUACAUCCAACCAUCUUAAGUACAGGGGUAAUCUUUGGCAUGCUGAUUGCAAUACCAAUUGCUUUGGCAUACUAUUUCCUGUUGGAAAUAUGAAACUCAGACAUGGUCAUGGCUAUUAGCAGUUAUUCACAAAUUCAUC
Messenger RNA from Solanum dulcamara, 1167 nucleotides. Its product is annotated as auxin efflux carrier component 8. Gene Ontology annotation, cellular component: plasma membrane; endoplasmic reticulum. Lineage: Eukaryota; Viridiplantae; Streptophyta; Magnoliopsida; Solanales; Solanaceae. Bases 45 to 1121 code for a protein of 358 amino acids. Gene Ontology annotation, biological process: auxin polar transport; auxin export across the plasma membrane. The transcript has 6 exons. The record is from RefSeq and is a predicted model, not a curated record. Gene Ontology annotation, molecular function: auxin efflux transmembrane transporter activity.